Messenger RNA from Phaedon cochleariae (mustard beetle), 1084 nucleotides. Lineage: Eukaryota; Metazoa; Arthropoda; Insecta; Coleoptera; Chrysomelidae. The record is from the annotation of a GenBank genome assembly.
AUGGAAACACCAGAAAAGGAAGAUAUUGGUCAGGAACUGAGGGAAAAUAAUGAGAAAAUCGUAGAAUGCAUACUACUGUUGAGAGACCAAAGAGACGAAUUGGGUUUUAUAAUCGAAAGACAGUAUGAAGAACGAAAGAAACUGGAAACCGAAAUGGAACGGAUCACUUAUAAAUUAUGCCUCGUAAGAAUAUUUAAAGGAAAUCUAUACCUUUCCAAGUUCAAAUUGAGACUAAUCACUGAAGAACAUCACAUCAUUGUACAGAAUUCAAGAGAAAUAAAUAAUUGGGGUGAAUAUCUAGCUAAUGAUCAGAAAUUCAUUCCUGAUGCUCUGAAAUUUAUUGAUAUUGUUAGGCAUAUAAAUAAAAGUCUCGCCCAAAGGAUAAAGGCCAAACAGGACUAUGACAACACCCUUAACGAAAUUGAGAGUAACUACGCAAAACUUGUGAAAGACUCUGGCGAUUUACUAUUGAUGAUAAAGAAAGAAUUUGAAAAAUUGGACUCAAUGAUCAACAAAAGAACAAGUACCGACGAUGCACCAAAAUAUGAAAAUUAUGAAGCUGGGAAAGCAAAUGGAAGUGGUGAACAAAUUCAAGAGAUCGAUCAGUUCGGUUCUGACAUCAACAGGGGCACCUCUCGAGGCACCUCGCAGGGCACUAAUCAGCAGCAUGGUUUUUGUUCAAGUAGAUCCACGGUAAGCAAUCUGCAAGCCUACCAGGGUUUCCUGUUGGAUGCCUUGGAGAAGGGCAAACAAGUUGACACAUUUCACAAGGACUUCUCCAAGGCAUUUGACAGAGUUGACCACAAAAUUCUAUCAGAGGAAGUUUCCUCACAGCAUUGCAGAUGUAAACCAAAACCAGUUCAAGAAAACACUAAUGAAUCAUCAGAACUGGAAAUUCCAACAAAAGAAGAACCAGAACCAGAAGACCCAAGUAAAUCUACAAGUAUUAUAGAUAAACAAAGAAAAAGAAGCACCCUAUCAGAUGACAGACGACCUAGAAUCAUGGAUAGAAUACCAAGUUCUCACAAUGAAAUAUGAUUGUCUUCUUAUUACUGAUGAAAAAAUAUACCUACCUACAGAGACA